Molecule: messenger RNA, 414 nt
Organism: Penaeus monodon (black tiger shrimp)
Lineage: Eukaryota; Metazoa; Arthropoda; Malacostraca; Decapoda; Penaeidae
Product: zinc finger protein 13-like
Exons: 1
Coding region: 1-414 (137 amino acids)
Biological process (GO): regulation of transcription by RNA polymerase II
Cellular component (GO): nucleus
Molecular function (GO): RNA polymerase II cis-regulatory region sequence-specific DNA binding; DNA-binding transcription factor activity, RNA polymerase II-specific
Source: RefSeq, a predicted model, not a curated record
AUGGGUGUCCUAGAGCCAGGCCCGGCAGAGAGCUCACUGUCCGCUGGCCCAGACAAGCUACUAAAGUGCCGCUCUCUCUUGUUGCAGGGUCGCCCACCUCCUCAUGCCCUUAGUGAGCAGCUGCUGGGCCAUGGCCUGAAAUGUCCUAUCUGCCAGAAGGAAUUCAAAGUGUUGGGCUCACUCAAGCGGCACUACCGCAGUCACAUAAACUUUAAGCCCUACAUAUGUGACAUAUGUGGGAAACGUUUCACUUUGAAUCAGUACUUGAUAGAGCACAGACGGACACACACCGGGGAGAGACCGUACACAUGCCAUGUGUGUGGCAAGAGCUUUGCUCAAACGGGCACACUCUACCAUCAUGUGCGCAAUGUUCACCAAGUGAGCUGGACUGAAAAACAACAGGACAAGAGCUAG